Molecule: messenger RNA, 405 nt
Organism: Corylus avellana
Lineage: Eukaryota; Viridiplantae; Streptophyta; Magnoliopsida; Fagales; Betulaceae
Source: RefSeq, a predicted model, not a curated record
AUGAUCAGUGCUAAGAAGCUCAUCACAAUGGCAAGGAGGUGGCAAAAGGUCACCAAUAUCAAGAGAAAAAGAAUCACAUUUCCAAGAUCCACUGGAAAGGGUCACUUUGUUAUGUACACUGCUGACCAGAGACGCUUUGUGCUUCCAUUAGAGUAUCUUAACAAGGAAAUCUUCAAGGAGCUGUUCAGAAUGGCAGAAGAGGUGUUUGGGCUGCCGAGAAAUGGGCCUAUUAAGUUGCCAUGUGAUGCAGCUUCUAUGGAGUAUGUAAUUGCUAUGAUCCAACACAAUAUAGAGCAAAAUCUGGAGAAAGCAUUGGCCAUAGCCAUAGAGACGGGUUGCUGCCCAUCAUGUUCAUAUGGAGCUCCAGAUCCACCUAACCAACAAACACUAAUCUGCAGCUUUUGA